GUGCAUCUACAGCUUUGCUUGGCAAGGAGGGUGCCAUGGCAUGUACAACAGCAGUGGAGACUGCCAUUGUUAAACACUAUAAUGACCAAAUAAGAGAGCUCAUAGAAGAGGACCCAGAAGAAUAUAAAGAAAUGUUAGAUACUCUAAAGAAGUUUCGUGAUGAGGAGCAAGAGCAUCAUGAUACUGGAAUAGACUUUGAAGCAGAGAAAGCUCCUCUAUACAAUGUUUUGUACCAGACAAUUAAAUUGGGAUGCACUGGCGCAAUAUGGGUAUCUGAAAGAAUAUGACGUUUUAAAUAACGUUCACGUUGGACUGUUCACAAAUACCACUUACCUUCGGAGCCUAGACAAAAACGAGUUAUUUCAUAUCUUUGUUAUUUCAUUUAAAAGUGGAUGAAUCGACGAUCAACAACAGCUAAAUGCAAACAUGACUUAUUUAUUGCAGUCAUGUGUCGCAGUCUGCUAUUGAUCUUUUAACCUAUGCAGCUAGAAGAUACAAAUUGUUCUGUAGCAUUUUUUAAUAAAGUGUAUCAAUUUAUUUCAAUACUGUUAGGAGACGGUCUAAAAACAAAAAAAUACUGGACAUGCCUUAAAGUCAAGAAAAGAUUGAUAAGAGCGAUUGCCGUAGUUUUUUUUCUUGUAAU
Lingula anatina is the source of this 643-nucleotide messenger RNA. Its product is annotated as NADPH-dependent 3-demethoxyubiquinone 3-hydroxylase, mitochondrial. Lineage: Eukaryota; Metazoa; Brachiopoda; Lingulata; Lingulida; Lingulidae. Gene Ontology annotation, biological process: determination of adult lifespan; regulation of gene expression; ubiquinone biosynthetic process. The record is from RefSeq and is a predicted model, not a curated record. Gene Ontology annotation, molecular function: 3-demethoxyubiquinol 3-hydroxylase activity. Gene Ontology annotation, cellular component: nucleus; mitochondrial inner membrane.